Messenger RNA from Triticum aestivum (bread wheat), 1995 nucleotides. Its product is annotated as F-box/FBD/LRR-repeat protein At2g04230. Gene Ontology annotation, molecular function: protein binding. Lineage: Eukaryota; Viridiplantae; Streptophyta; Magnoliopsida; Poales; Poaceae. The record is from RefSeq and is a predicted model, not a curated record. Bases 129 to 1676 code for a protein of 515 amino acids. The transcript is spliced from 6 exons.
GUGGCUGCUAGCUCUUAUUGAAAUCUUAUGCAAGCCUGCACCUUGUAAACACCUCCGCUCUCAGUAAUUGCAAAGCGUUGCCCCCUUGGCACCAAGAGGGGAACGUGGGUCGGAGGGGAGCAGCAGCGAUGGCCGGAGCCGAGGAAGACGAAGUGGCUCCUCCUGCUCCACAUCCUGUAGAUCCACAACAACCCAUAGGACAGGGGCCGGCGGCAAAGCGGAGCAGGUCGGAGCACCACCACGGCGCCGGCGACGCGCCGUCCUUCAGGAUGGAGGACCUGCCCGUGGAUGUUCAAGCUGUUAUAAUGUCGCUUCUUCCACUGAAAGAGGCUGUGAGGACAAGCAUUGUUUCAACAAGUUGGAGAAUGAUCUGGACAUUCCGCUGUAAUUUAUCUUUUAAAGGCCCCCGUUAUCUGCAUGAGAAUGAUACCAAAAUACAACAAGCAAAAUGCAUUGAGACAGUAAAUUGUGUUAUUCAGCAGCAUAGUCGGAUAGGGAUCAAUAAGUUCAGCAUCAGGUGUGGCCUGUUCGAGGAGGACUCUGUUCAUCUCGACAGGUGGAUUCGGUUUGCCGCCUCAUCGAAGGCAAAGAUAAUACAUCUUGAUCUGAGGUUCAAGGACGUGUUCGAAGAAGUAAACCACUUGCAUCUUGAGGCCUUAUUAGAUGCUCAAGGUAGCUCAUUUCUACGGUCCUUGUUUCUUGGAGGUGUUGUUAUAAAGCCACACUCAGCAAUAUGUGGCUUUACAAUACUCAGAAGGCUUGUUCUGCAAUCAGUCACGAUAUCCGGAGACUUUACAGGCUUUUUGGCAAAUUGUGCAGCACUUGAGGACCUAGAGAUGAUCGAGUGCUCCGGUUUAACUAAUUUAAUCAUACCACAGCAACUUGAUAAACUCCAGCAUUUGCUAAUUGAUGGAAUGGAAGUGGAGAUGGUCGAGUUUUAUGCUGCAGAUCUUUCUCAUUUUGAGUACAAAGGGCAAGUGGUCCCCAUAGUGCAUCAUGGUUGCUCAAAAUUAAAGAAGGCAACAAUAAUGUUUAGUGGUAAGAAAGGACUGGCCAAGGCAUUCACUGCAGUUCCAAGCAUUUUGCCAGUGAAGAUAUUAAAUGUGCGAUCUGUUGCUCUAUCAAAAUAUUCACAGUUGCAGAAACUGCCAACAAGACCUGACGGAAUGUUUAUGCAUUUGAGGCACAUGACUUGUAGAAUAAUUGUCCAUUCAAGACCACAAGAAGCCAAUUACGACAUUGAAGUUCUUCAACUGGCCUAUUGUUUGGAUGCUGCACCCCAGCUGGAGACAUUGCAAUUGAAUAUGUUCUAUGUGUCAUCCAGUGGUGUGUCCAGUGCAGAGGUGGUGGGCAUGCGCCGGCAUGAUCAUCUCAAGACGGUCUUCAUGAGCGGGUUUCGCUGUUACAAGGCUCAGAUUAAGCUGGCGUGUUGUAUCUUGGAAAAUGCUUCUGUUCUUGAGAAACUGACAAUAGAACCAAGGAUCACAGGCGCAAGAUAUCUGGGUGAUAAUACCGACCUGCACAAAAUUUUACCAGGGGUCUGUGAGUGGGCGCAACUUACCUCCGAGCGCUUCGGUAAGGUGAUCAAUGUCUCAGGUGCUCCCCUUCACAAGAAAAAAGCUGGAGGAAAAACUACUGCAACUGGGAGCAAAACUAAUCGAGCGGGUGGCAAGUGAGAUAUACAAGGCGACGCAGGGAUGGAGACUAGAAGUUCAGCGGCUGGAAGGCUGAGGCCAGCGAAGAAAGAUAGGCCUCCUCUCUUGUUGUUCGGCUUGUAACCUUGAACUUGUGGGAGAAUAACUCUAUGGCAAAAUGAUGUAUGCGAUGCAUCUUUUGUAUUCCUAUGCGGCAGGGUAGUUCUUAGCUUAGUGUUGCUGUGAUGCGAUCUGAUAAAAACCUGAUGGCCUGGACGGGACCUCGUUUGUGCUCGCUUUUGGUUUCGUUAAUGAAAUCGGAGGGAAACCUCUUUCAUUAAAAAAAACUGCUUAUAGGUUC